UCCAACACAAGAAUUAAUUAUUUGCCUCAACUAAUAUAGCUUGACUAGAUAAUGUGCCAGUCAUUUAAUUUUGAGACAUUGAAACAGAUUUGCACAGGAGUCAGGAGCAAAUGUAAAUUUAAUAUGUUUUCUUGAUUAUGUUGAUAAAAUUGAAGUGUUAAUUUAUACAUUGCCAAAAAUGACUGGUGCAACAUUCAUUAGAACCCUGCUAGAAAAUGUAUUUAAUCACCUGCAUGUUUUAUAUAGUAAAAAUGUCUAAUACAUCUUUGUUGAUGGAAUGCUAACCCUACUGAUAUAUGCUUUCUCUAAUCACUGUCACUUGCCUCCUAAACAUAUUUAUUAGUUUAAUACUUGUUUGUAGGACUGAAAUGGGUACUCUGGAGUUUGAUCAGAUUUGACGGGUACCUGGGUACAAACUUAUUACCCGUUACCCGACUUGUUUUUUUUUUAAUUUAAAUUCUUGUUUCAAUAAUGCAAUGAAAAUAAACAGGGAAAUUUAUUGCUCUGGUAUCUGUACUGCUUAAUAUUUUCAUUGAUGAAGCACUGCCUCUUCUGUAGGUAAUAAUUUAUGUCUGUCCGAGGAUUACCUGGCUAUGAUUUUUGUACCCGUUUCAGCACUACUUGCUUUGACAAUGUUCUCAAUCAAAGAUCUGACUGACUUCCAUCUUUGUUUCUAACAAAUAAUAGAAAAAUACUAAUACCGCUUAAUAUAUGUAUGUCGUAGUGGUUUCAUUUUCAGUUGAAGAUAGUUUCUAUCUUUAUGUCUCAAAAAUUGCAAAGUACACUGUACUGAAUUUUUUUUUUACUUUUUGCAGCUUAUUGUGUACUUGGUUGUGCACUGCACUUAAAUGUCUCCAUGUCCGUUCUCGAACUUAUUCGUUAUAUACAUCUAAACAUUUUGAAACAGUUCUACCUAAAUAUUAUUUGAAAUGAAAUUGUAAGAUACUUAAAAAAUUAUUCCCCCUGUUUGACCGGCUAUACAUUUGAAAUAUUUUUGAUUUGUUGUUACUAUAUCAAUUUUUGAGACAGAAGAGAAGAGGAAUUAUCUUUUUGCUUGUGUAUUCCUAUAACUGCAGUAGUAUAGUGCUUAUAUUUAUUUUUUCAAGCCACCUGAACAGCAUUCACCCUUACAACAUAGUGAACCAGUUUCAUCGCAGAUAGGCCUUUUGAAUUCUCAAGAUUUAUUUAAGUCUGACUCUAUAGAUGAAAGUGAAUCAUUUCAAGAAUCACAAACUUUAGAUCAAAUGGCUGAGGCCUAUUUCUACAUGCCAGGCAAAAGAGGUGAUUACAACUUCUUGAACGCAACCGAACCAUCUGAAACCUCUGAAGAGGAAUCCAUAAAUAGUUUAAACUAUGACAGAUUGAAAUCUGAAAAUGAUAAAUUAAGAUCAGAAAAUGCAAAAUUACAAUCUGAGGUUGAACUAGUCAAAAAUCAAAAUGAAAGGUUAAAAAAUUGUAUCAAAGAAUUAAUGAAGAGUGAAGGUAAAGAUAAAAGCCAGUAGAUUUUUAAAAUGGAGGUAACUAAUAAAAAUGUGUUUGACUUUUUUAAGCUCAAUGGCAGAAAUAAAACAUUAGAAUAUAUUCGUGAGAAAUGUAACACUAUACAGCAAGAUGCUUGUAUCAGCCCUACUGACAAAGCUGUUGAAUAUACCUUAAAGAGGUUAACUGAAAAAACUGAAAAACUGUCAAAAAACAAACAUAGGGCAAAAACAGCAGAGGAACUUCGUUUGUUUAUGGACUCUGACUUUAAUUUUCCUAAGGGUGAAACCAAUAAAAGGGGUCCACAAGUCUCAGUGACUGAAUCACUGAAUUUAAAAGACUCUUUAUUACAGGAAAAAAUUAACAAUGAAACAUUAAUAGAAAAAGUAGCCAGAACUGAAACAAUUUUAUUGGAAAAAGAACAGGUUCUAGGCGUAAAGACAAAACAGUUAGAUAGUUGUAGACUGAAUUUAAAGAGAACAGCUGCACGUGAAACUUAUGCCCAGAAUAAAAUAAAAAAACUUGAAGAAAAUGAAAAAAAAAAUUGUUGUGAAGACAGUGCAGUUCGAAUAAGUGAGCUUGAGAACAAAAUUAAAGAAAAAGAUAAAGAAAUAGGUAGGCUUGAAGAAAAUAUGCAAUAUUUAAAUGACAUUCUUCAGGACAUUGACCAAGAAAAUAGAAUUAUUAAUGUUUUUGAUGAAAAAAGCAGGAGGUAUUCGCCCAAAUUUAAAAACUGUGUUUAUGAGCUUCUUAAAUUAAAUGUCAGUGCAUCGAAAGUAGGAGAAGUGGUUAAGUCAGUUUUAAAAUUAGUAUCAGUUGAGCCAAACAGAACCCCAUCAUCCUCUACUGUACUAGAGAUGAAUUUGCAGAGAUUAUGUUUAGCGCAGAAGCAACUGGGUGAAGUCUUUUCAAAUGAGGAAAAUACAUGUAUACUAACAGACGAGACUUCAAAAUUUGGUAGUAAAUUUAUGGGCUAUGAGGCCACAGAUUCUCAUGGUAAUUUUUGGGUAUUAGGUUUAAGGGAAAUUGAAACCAAAUCUGCCAGCAAUACUUUAAAGGUCCUACAAGAAAUAUUGAAUGAUCUGGAUUCUGCAGCCAGCAAUAACAAUGUAUCCCGAGACAUUAUAACACAUAUAACUGCUACAAUGUCAGACCGCGCUGCCACAGAGGUGCGUUUUAAUGAACUAUUACAGCAGUAUAGAAAAGAAAUUCUACCUUUGACUUAUCACAAUUAUCAUUUAUUCACGGAGGAAGAAAAGUCCUCGCUUGAAUCGUUAAAUAAUUAUUUCUGCGGCUUACAUGCACUUGUGAAUUACGCUGAAACAGCACAAAAGUGUUUAGUACAGCUUGAGACCAACAUCUUUGAUGAUGAAACACCAAUUUAUGACAAAUCAUUUCGCAAAAGUGAUGAACCAGGUACAUGUAGGCUUGUAAGGACAGCCUCAAAGGCUUUCGGGGAGGGGAGUGGGGCGGACGAGAAAAGUGGCUGCCAAGGGUCAUUUAGAACUUUCUCAAAAGACUUUCUUCAAGAAAAUGGCUUAAAAUCAAUGCCUCUAAAAUCUUACAGAGGCUCCAGGUUUAAUAUUCUGUUUAAUAAUGCAGCUACUCUAUUUUUCUUACAUGAGAAAAUGUUGGAAUUUCUGCAAAGCUUUGGUGCAGAGAACAGACUUCUUAAAGCGGUUCUGUUUGAUUUAAAGGUACCAGAAUUUGUUGCAGGCACUAAGGCCCUAGGUUUAAUAAGCAAAGUUAUCACCUGUCCAUUAUGGUGUAUUCUUGAAGACAGAAAUAUUUCGGUUACAGAAAUGAACACAAAAUACCUAGAAUUAGUGAGUUUUUUACAAGAUGCCACCAACAAUACUGAAGAUUUCAUGACUGGUAACUUGGAGGUUUUUAGUGAACAUGUUAAAAAAGAUUGUAUUUAUUUAAAGCUGGUGAAACCUAGUGCAUAUGACCAAGCUUGUCACAGCUAUCUGAAAGUAAUACUGGCAGCACUUUGCACGCUUUGUAAAAAAUUAUAUAAAGAACAUUUGCCAGGUGGUAGUCUCAUCACACAAGAUGAAAAUAAAUUUAAAGGUGUCCCGAAGACCUCUUGCUUUGCUGAAAGCGUUUUUGGGCAAUUAGACCAAUUAAUGCGCACAAAACCAAAUUUGAAAACGUUGGCUGCAGAGUCCUUUAUAAUGUUUUUGAAUAACAGAACUCUACAUUGGCUAAACUCUAAAGAAGAAAAUGAGAGACAUCAAUUGAUAACACAAGCAUCAAAAGAAGUGAAGUUAAUGAAGGUAAGGUUUAAAUCUCGGCUACUUGAAAUAGAAGAAAAUAGAAGAAUUGCAAUACAGGAGAAGAUCUUAAAGAGAGAAAACGCAGAAAGAGAAAGAAUUAGAAAACAAGAAUUGUAUACAGAAAACAUUAUGAAGCAUGGAUUAUGGCAAUCACAGACAGAAGUAGAUAACAUGCUGGCAUCGUAUGAAAAAACGUCAGAAAAAGUAGAAGUAUUGAAAGCACAGCUCAAAUUUAGAAAAGAUGUUUUGAAUCAAGUUGCAGAAGUCAAGUCCACAUUUAAUUUCACAAAAACAGUUGAAGGGAAAAAAUCAAGGAAAAGCCUCAGUGUGGAAGAACUGGCUUCUAAUUUAAAACUUCUUGUCAGACAAGCAGUGGUUAAAGAUCAAGAAAGUAAUGAGGCAAAGCAUCUUCUUGUUGGUAAACGUGUAAGGCACCGCUUUGACGAGAUAAGAAACGGCCAAAAAGUUCCAGUAUGGUAUACUGGAAAAGUCAUAUCUCAGGUACCGUUGUUCAAUUCUUGGUUUAACAUUAUAUAUGACGGAGAUGACGCAGUUUACACAUACCAUCGACUCGACAGUGAUUUAGAAUCAGAGGAUCUUGAAAUACUUGUAUAAGGUAGAAAUAUAGAUGUAAUUCAAUUCAAACAUAACAAGAAUUCCUCUACAGAUGCAGCACUGAGUUACAUUAACUUUUUUUGUCUGUUGUUCAUUACAAUGGUUGUUAAGGCGUAUAGCAGAAUGGCUCCAGACAAAUGUGACUUCCCGAAAUAUUCAAUGGGUGAUAACUUUUUUAUGGAUAAACCUUUUGUCUUGAAAUAAAGACCAUUGUACUGCAAAUAAAAAUACCUUCAAAAUGGUAUAUUACAUCA
Mercenaria mercenaria is the source of this 4627-nucleotide messenger RNA. RefSeq lists its product as uncharacterized. Gene Ontology annotation, molecular function: 3'-5'-RNA exonuclease activity. Bases 1512 to 4373 code for a protein of 953 amino acids. Lineage: Eukaryota; Metazoa; Mollusca; Bivalvia; Venerida; Veneridae. The record is from RefSeq and is a predicted model, not a curated record. The transcript is spliced from 2 exons. Gene Ontology annotation, biological process: gamete generation.